UCCAAAUCCAAGUAAAGCUAAAGUAUUACGCUUUCUUCUCCCCUACUUUUCCUUGCUUUGGUCAAGUUUAUAUACUUCAGGUGAUAGUAAUAGUAAUUGUAACAGUAAGAAUGUAUACCUUUUUCCUAUAUAAGUAGUAUUGACCAUUCCAUGUUUUCAUAUUAUUUGUCAACUUGAUUCCUGGAAAGUACAGAAAAACAAAAUAAGAAAAACGAAAGCUUGAUAUUUCAGCUUCUGCUGAGAAGAUCAAAUAGAUAUUGAAUCCUACAGCAACAAAUCCUCAAAAAUCCUCCGUUUUUUUAAUCCGGUAUGAGUGAAGGCUACAGAAAUGCAAGUGCAAGCUCCAGCUCAAGUUUGAAUAGCAGUUUCCAAGAUACAGAGGAUGAUCAAACCAUAGCAAGCAUCUUAGCCGAAGAGGAAAACUUGCACAAAGAUGGCAGGCUUGCAAAAAGACUCUCCCAUCUGGAUUCUAUUCCGCACACUCCUCGUGUCAAUGGGGAAAUACCUGAUGUGAAUGAUGCUACCUUAGAUCAUGAACGACUGUCUGAAAGGUUGGCCACUUAUGGUUUAGCUGAAUUGCAAAUUGAGGGUGAUGGAAAUUGCCAGUUUCGAGCAUUAGCAGAUCAGCUGUUCCGCAAUCCAGACUACCACAAACAUGUUAGGAGGCAGAUUGUCAAGCAGGUAAGGUUUAUGUUGCUCCACAAAUGCAAACAUUUCCUGUUACCUUAUUUUCAGAUAUAAUCCCAUUGGAUAAAA
Messenger RNA from Theobroma umbraticum, 756 nucleotides. Its product is annotated as Cysteine proteinases superfamily protein. Gene Ontology annotation, biological process: protein deubiquitination. Gene Ontology annotation, molecular function: cysteine-type deubiquitinase activity. NCBI's taxonomy places the organism in Eukaryota, Viridiplantae, Streptophyta, Magnoliopsida, Malvales, Malvaceae. The record is from RefSeq and is a predicted model, not a curated record.